Molecule: messenger RNA, 1596 nt
Organism: Symbiodinium pilosum
Lineage: Eukaryota; Dinophyceae; Suessiales; Symbiodiniaceae
Source: the annotation of a GenBank genome assembly
AUGAAGGACGCUGCCCCACUCUCCAUCUCGACCGCCGUGAAAUCUGCAGGGCGAUGGCAAGAUUGGUCAGCUGCCCUGAAGUGCCUCUACGACAGCAAGGCCUUGUCCGAAGAACAGACAUGGCAUCCCUUGGCCCUGGCACCGCCCAUGGCCGCUCUGGGCGUAUGCGCGAGAGCGAGCGCCUGGAGCGGGGCAGUGCAGGUCCUUGGGGCAAUUGGUGCCUCGGGCCUCCGCCCAGAUCUUUACAUCAUUGGCUCCGCCCUCAACGCCUGUGAUAGAGGCUUUGCAUGGUCCACAGCCCUGCAUCUUCUUCGCGGAGUUGGAAAGUAUGGGCUCUCUGUCAGCGAGGUGUUGGUGAACUCCGCGACCACGGCAUGUGACAAGGGCAACCAGUGGACCUGCUCUCUCUGGCUGCUCAUGGACAUGCGAACCAAGAGGUGUCAACUGGAUAGCCUUAUUGGGCACAGUGCAGCGAUGGCUGCUUGUGCCCGUUUUGAAGCGCAGUGGGCUAAGUCCCUGGUGCUCUUUGAGCGGCUGCCCCAUCACCGCUUCACCCCGGACUUGAUCGCCUGUAACAGCGUCAUGCAUGCCUGCGCCACUGGUUCCGCGGUAGCAGUGGCAACGUAUCUGGUUUCAAGAAUGCAGCAGCAUGGUCCCCUACCAGAUCUGGUCACCUUCAACACCUUCAUCACCUCUUUGAGCAACUCGCAGGCCUGGUUGCAGUGCCUUGAGAUUUUGGACUCCCUUGAGGAAAACGGUGCGCUCUCCCCCUCUGUGGUCACUUACAAUGCUGUAAUUAGCUCUCUGGGGCAAGAGGGCUGGCGUUGGAGCCUCUGGCUCCUGGAAAAGAUGCGUGCAAGGUCUGUGCGCUGCGACGUGGUGACUGCCGGUUCCAUUCUGAGUACGCUGGCGCGUGCCGCGCAAUCGGACGCAGCUCUUUCGUACCUCUCGAUCUUGGAGCGGGACCCGGCCUUGACAAACGAGGUGGUCUACAGCGCAGCUGUCUCUGCCUGUGAGGGAGGACGGCUCUGGAAGGAGAGCAUCGCUUUGAUCGUCAGGGCCAGGUCCAUGAAAUUGAAGACGGAUGCAGUUGUCUACGGUGCAGCAUGCAGCACGUGUCAGAAAAGCCAGCUUUGGGAACAUGCCGUGAGUUUACUGGGAGAUGCACGGUACCAGUCCACAGUGAGCACUCCGUUGUCCAACGCAGCGAUCUCUGCGUGUGCGGACUCAGCGCAGUGGCUCUUGGCCACCCGGCUUUUGCAAGUUGCUUCCUAUUGGAAGGUGGAGGCUGACACCACAACCUGUAACGCAUGCCUGACUGCCUGUGUGCGACAGUGGGAGAUGGUCGUGCACAUGAUGGGGGCUUCGCUGGCUCAGCAGGUUUCAGCCGACACCGUGGGCAUAAACGCCGCGAUCUCAUCCCUCGCUACGGACAGCAUAUGGGCACGGGCGAUCGCUUCGUUGCGGGGAAUUCCAGGCUGUAAUGGGGUAGAGGCUGACAUCUUCGGCUUCAACUCUGUGCUGACGGCUCUCGCGAGGUCCAAGCAUUGGGCUCACAGCAGCGCACCACAGCUUGAGUUCGCUGAAGGUUUUUAG